AUGGUGCACAUUUACAACGACAUAUUAUCAAUCAUAGUGGUCGUUAUCAUUAUCUACAUUUCACAUUUUUAUUAUAAAUACAUUACUCGCGAAAAUCCCCUCCCUGGCCCAUUACCUCUUCCCUUAAUUGGUAAUCUUUUUCUAUUCCGUCAUGACAUUAGUGAGUUUCCGGCCCUACUUCAAGAAAAGUACGGAGAUUUUUUUGAGACUUAUAUAGGCCCCAGAAGAGUUGUCUGGCUCUGUAAAGAAGAAUCGUUUAAAAAAUUGUUGACCUCAUUGAACCACUUUAAUCAAGUGACUACAUAUAAUGAAGGUCUUAGUGAAGUUGGGUUAUCAAACACUGGAUUAAUCCAUAACUUGGAUUAUAAAUCUUGGGAAUUCUAUCGAAGGUUUUAUGCGAGAUCUUUAUUAAAACCUUCGUUUAAUAUUCAAUCCGUGGAUCGUAUUCAGGAGGUAUUUAGAGAGAUGGAAAGUUAUUGGGAACAACUCGAAGAAUAUACCGUGCUAGAAUUUCACCGUUGGACAAAAAGAUUUUUUAUGGAUACCAUAUUCCUUAUAGCUUCUAAUAAACCCGCACAUUCAUUAGCUAGCUACUAUAACAUGGUUUCGACCGAUAAAAAAGCCCAUAUACCAGAAAACAGCCUAAAGGAAAGCGACACUUUUAUAGAGGCCAUUGAUGGAUACCUUACAAGCCUCAUAUACUUUCUAAUGCUUCCAAAGUACAUUAGGGAAUUUCCAGGCCUUAAAGGAUACACGAAUGGCUUAAAGAAAAAGAUGAACUGGUUAAGGAAUAACGUUCAAAGUAUUAUUAAGGAGAGAAGAGGGGAAAUUGAAAGAACACCCGAAGACCAGGAGUUAGCACAUGAUAUAUUAACAAUGUUUUUAACGUUCAAUACUCCGCGUGAUAUUACCGAAAAAAUUGCAGAUAGUUUGGACGACAGGCCUAUGACUGAUGAGGAAAUUUGCGAAAACUUUAUAGAGAUUUUUACAGGUGGAAUCGACACGUCGUCGAAUUCUAUCUGCUAUAUAAUUUAUUAUCUGUCACAUUAUCCAAAAGUUAAAGAAAAAUUUAUAGAAGAGCUCGAUCGGGUUAUUGGAAAAGAUCAAAGUCGUAAGAUUUCCAAUGAAGACAUAAGAAAACUUGAAUAUUGCGAAGCUGUAAUUAAUGAAUGCUCGCGAAUAUUUUCAACUGUUCCUAGUGUGGGUAAAAGAAACGCAAAAUCCGAAAAAGUUGGUGGUAUGACAUUUUCGGAAAAAACGUUAUUUUUUGUUUAUUUUCAAGGAAUCCACAAACACAAAUCUCUAUGGAGGGACCCUAAAGAGUUUGAUCCAGAAAGGUUCAUGGGAAAAAACAAGGAAGAAAGCAAAAAACAUCUCUAUACUUUUGGUUUUGGAUUGAGAACGUGUCCCGGGAGAAACUUUGGAAUGCUACAGUUAAAACUUACUCUAGUACUAUUAUACAGGAAGUAUGAUGUCGAACUAGUUGAUAUGAAUGCACCGAUAAAGUUUCAUACCGCAGUAGUCAGGAUUUGCGAUGAACUAAAA
This is a messenger RNA of Acaulospora morrowiae, 1545 nucleotides long. The record is from the annotation of a GenBank genome assembly. NCBI's taxonomy places the organism in Eukaryota, Fungi, Glomeromycota, Glomeromycetes, Diversisporales, Acaulosporaceae.